Molecule: messenger RNA, 648 nt
Organism: Miscanthus lutarioriparius
Lineage: Eukaryota; Viridiplantae; Streptophyta; Magnoliopsida; Poales; Poaceae
Source: the annotation of a GenBank genome assembly
AUGACGACGGCGUGGUGGUGGUUCGUCGCCAUGAACGCGGUCGUCGUGGCUAUCGCCGUGCUGUCCACCUCCUGCGCACGGCCACGGCCAUCUCUUCCACCGACGCCACGCCACCGCGCCUCCGUGGUCACGCGCAGGGCCUCCUCGGCGUCGGUGGUGCUGCAGAGCCUCCUCUCUUUCUCCAUCUUCUCCUUCCCGUCGGCAUCCCUGUCGUCGUACCUCCACCCCGACGCCGCCGCUGCCGCUGCAACCACCGACCAAGAAACAGAAACAGAGGAGCUGGUGGCGCGGUCACCACCGCCCAUCAAGCCGUCACCGUCGGCGUCACCGCGCGCGCUCCAGCUCACGCCGCCGCCGCCCCCGCCGGCGGAUGACGAGGAGGAGGAAGAGGAGGAGGACCCGAACGCGAUGAGCAUGGACGAGGCUUACGCGCUGGUCCUGGGUUCGCAGCAGCGGCCGGAGCGGGAGAGGGAGGAGGAGGCCAGGAGGUCGGAGGUGGACGCCAAGGCGGAGGAGUUCAUCCGGAGGUUCAAGGAGGAGCUGCGGCAGCAGCGGCUCGACUCCAUCUCCAACUACACGCAGAUGCUCAGACGGCGUGUGCCCGCCUCCAGGCCGCCGCCGGCCAGGAUUCCCCGGCCAGAUCGCUGA